Lacerta agilis (Sand lizard) is the source of this 1677-nucleotide messenger RNA. RefSeq names its product agouti signaling protein (gene ASIP). The transcript has 4 exons. Bases 411 to 809 code for a protein of 132 amino acids. Gene Ontology annotation, biological process: melanosome organization; hormone-mediated signaling pathway; positive regulation of melanin biosynthetic process. Gene Ontology annotation, molecular function: neuropeptide hormone activity; melanocortin receptor binding. Lineage: Eukaryota; Metazoa; Chordata; Lepidosauria; Squamata; Lacertidae. The record is from RefSeq and is a predicted model, not a curated record. Gene Ontology annotation, cellular component: extracellular region.
CAGCAAGAGCUCAGCUGGUUUAUGUGAGCCUAAAUUCAAUAUUUGCAAAAAUUUAAAUAUGUUCUAUUAAAUUAGUUCAGCUAGUGUAGUUUUAUUAACCCGGACAAAGUCUUAACAGGAGCAAUCAGCUGGCCCAGGCUAUGUUCCAUAUUAAGAUUUGGCAUUUUGCCAGUGAAUUUUCCAGAAUGGAAAAAUGCCCUAGAGUUGAAAUAUAUUAUUGGUAAGAAGGCGUGCUCACAGACUUUCACUGUGCAUUUCCCUACUGAUAGAGCUUUGCUCUGUGGUUUCUUUUUUCCCCUGUCAACAAGUUUAAAGACUAAUAUUUAAUGCCAAUGAACAGACUCAUUGCUCUUUAGAAAUGAACUGAAAGGAGAGGACAGAGAAGUCGUAGAGAGCUGCUCUAGAGAAGAAUGGAAUAUAGGAACUUCCUCCUUGGCUUCCUUCUCUGCUGUACUUUGCUCAUAACCAGCUACUCUUACAUGAUAUUUGAGGAAAAGCAGAAUGCCGACAACAGUACGGUAAAUAAUAACAAAAUCAAGUUUCCGGAUCUCCCAUCCAUCUCAAUAGUAGAUUUAACCAAAACAUCCCUGAAGCUCAGCAGGAAUGAGGCUGAGAAAAGGAAAUCUAUGAAGAAGAAGGCACAGCAAAAAAAGCCUCCCCAACCAAGACCUCCACCACCACCCAACUGUGUGCCUACUUGGUCAAGCUGCAAGCCACCAUCUCGUCCCUGCUGCGAUUUUUGUGCCUUCUGUCACUGCCGACUAUUUCAGACAGUCUGCUACUGCCGUAUGGGAAACCCAAACUGCUAAAUAAAAAACCAGGGAUGCCACGGGGACUCCGUGUCUUAAUAGACACACAGUGUGUCUUCUUGGCCUCUUUGUCUUAUGUGCAUUGCAAAGGAAGCCAAGAAGUUUUGAAGCUGGCUGGCUGGCUUUUACUCCCUCCCAAACUGCAUGAAUUAUGGGAUAUAUUUCAUGAGGUAAAUGCUGUCAUAAACAAGACAGCCACUGCCCUAGCAAGUAUGACAAGGAAUGGAAAGAAAGGAGAUGCAGCCUGACGGCCUGAAAGGGUAUUUACAAGAGAGGUGAAAAGAAGCAGAUUUCAUGUCAAGAAGGAAUUAUAUCUCUCCUCAGAAGUGGCAUUAUAUUGCACAUUACAAGUUUGAAUGAGAAACAUGGGCCACUGACUAGCUACAAAAGGCACAUUCCAGAAAGCCAUGUAGCAAUAAAAAAGAUUUUUAAAUAGUAUAGGGCAGAUGGCAGCAAGCUACUGCUCAGUCUUUUAUAGUUAGCUCUCUGUCAAGUGUGGAAGAUAAAAGCCUGUUGAAACUGCCAACCCAAGGUCCUAGAAAACAGUGGCCCUUACCCAAAUUAUUAUGACAAAUGUAUCUCCUUUGAAGCGGGGAGCAUGGCCGCACUUAGUUCCACAGAUACCUACUGAAUAGUACGAUAUCAACACAACAUGCCACAAAUCCGGCUGAUCCUAUUUACCACAGUGGCUAACCAUAUGCCUAUGGGAAUCCUACAAGCAAGAUAAAAAGGUAAUAGACCUCUCCUGCUGUUGUCCACAACAACUGGUAGUCAGAGGUGCACUGCUUUGGUAACAAAAGGUAACAAAAGGCUAUUGUGCCUAAUAGCCAUUAAUGACUUUACCCCUAUAGAAAUCAUAGAGUUGGAA